UUUUCAGAUGGUUUUUAUUAGCUAUAUGGUAUUUUUUGGAUUUUUAGUGCCUUUUCCUGUUAUUAUAUUUUGUUAUGCUGGAAUAAUUCACCAUUUGAGGAGAAAACCGAAUGGAUUUAUUUCAACUCAUUCAAAACCUGCCGUUCGCUCAAUUCUUCGAGUUGUUAUUUUUCAUUUUCUUUGUUGGACACCAUUUUGGAUUUUUGUUUCUUUACCUUUACUUUCACAUUUUAAAUGGGUUAAUAUUGAACCUUUAUUUGAAUUUUUGCCUUUUAUUAAACAAAUUAAAAUUAUUGCAAAUGUUUUGCCAUGUGUUAACAGUGCAUUUAAUUGGAUAUUUUAUGGUAUGAUGAAUAGCCAACUCCGAGAUUCAAAUAAUUCAAUUGGAGGAGGUAGACACCCUUAUAUGUCUAUAGCUAUGUUGCCUAGAACUGCUUCAUUUUCUAACAAAAGGCGUUCAACAUCAAGAUCAACACGUUCAUUAUUGGCAACUAGUCGAUUAUAAACAAUUUGAAGAUGGUUAAUUGAAGGGAAAAUGUGUAAAAAAGAGGUUUUAAAAAAUUGAACUUUGAU
This is a messenger RNA of Meloidogyne enterolobii, 573 nucleotides long. The record is from the annotation of a GenBank genome assembly. NCBI's taxonomy places the organism in Eukaryota, Metazoa, Nematoda, Chromadorea, Rhabditida, Meloidogynidae.